This is a messenger RNA of Paracoccidioides brasiliensis Pb18, 1293 nucleotides long. RefSeq lists its product as uncharacterized. The record is from RefSeq and is a predicted model, not a curated record. The coding region runs from base 1 to 1293 and encodes 430 amino acids. The transcript has 6 exons.
AUGCAUCUCAUUUUCACAGGUGCCACUGACCUCGUCGGAUUCGGAGUUCUUAACCAGAUGUUACCUUUGAUCCCAGGGCGAACAUCCAAAUUGACAAUCCUCAGCCGUGGACCUGCCGAUAUUGAAAAAGCUCGAAGGAGCCGAGGGCUGUGUGUGGGCCCAAAGGCAUAUCCCAAUCACUGGUUGGUAAGGAAGGAGGACGUUAAGACCACCAAGGACUACCCUUCAGCCGCAGCUAACGCGUUCAGAACGAUGGCUGAUUCUUUGAAGCAUACUUAUAUUUCAGGAAAGUUUCUAUCUCCUAUACGGAUGAUAUUAUCACCUGCUAAUUUGCAAUUUAGGCUACAACAAAGCCAAGGCAAAUUCACUCAAACCUUCGCCGCUGUCAAGGGCAAAUGCGAAAAGGCUCUGCUUGAUAUGGCCAAAGCAAAACACAUCUUUCAAUCCCUAUUCCCUCCGGCCAACCAUGUUGAUCCUAGCAUAACGUUUGCUCCAGCCCUUGUUCCACCGACACAGGAGAUUGGCAUUAUCACUACGGCGCUGGCGAUGGGCAUUGAGAGGGCUUGGAAGGGUCAGCACAUACCAAAACCGCUUUACCCGCAAGCGUCAUGCCCCCAAUCCCCCAACCCUCUGCUUCCCCUCCUCUCUAACCCUCACCAUACCUCCCACCAACCACGCGAUCCACAAACGUUCUCUCCUGAUCCUACACGGACUAGCGCCAACACCCUUUCCCCUUCGGCCUCCAGCCUACCACUGGGGCGACGAUAUCCUCUUCAAUCCCGAGGCCCUGGACGCAGACCUAGGAUUUCACGUGUGACUGGCAAGAUUGUCCAGGAGCUAAUUCUGUCUGUGCUGGUACGGAAACUUGCGUAUCGGGGUAGAGAUAUUUUGAUAUUUGAGUAUGUCCAGGGGGAUAGUGUGGGAUUAAGUGUUAGGUUGGAGGUUGGAAGGGUUGGGUUCGUUGAUGAUGGAGGGAAUGGGGAGAGGGAGUUGGGAGGAAUUGUGACAGUUGGAGGGAUAUUGCCUCUGCCAGCGACUAAGGAGGAUGGGAAAGGCAAAGUGGAGACACUGGUGUUGUUGGUUGGGGCACAACGACCAGAGGAUGCUAUUACAGAUGCGGGAUUAUGCAGGAUGAAAGCGAAUUUUGAGUAUGUGAAGGUAGUGAAAUGGAAGGGGAGGAUGGGAGAUGAAACGCCUAGCAACCGAGAGGAGAUGUUUCCCAUCACGCAGUUUUUGGUGAAGAGGUGGAGGAGUACUAGCGGAGUGCCGGAUGGGAGUAUAGAGAUUAGUUGA